CUUACAAAAAUUGACAUAAAAAAGCAAUACAAAAAAAGUUUCCCCAAUACAACCAACUUAACCACCCCCAAACCUAAUUAGUAAUUAGCCUUUUUUUUCUCAAAUUCCCUCUCUGUCAUUCUUGCACCCCUUCUUCUCUCUCUACGUUACUUCCCCAUUACAGAACCAAUUGCACUGCACCGUUUUUCUCCCUCCUCAACCUCAACCUCAACCUCAACCAGAUGCGCUGAUUAAUUUUCUGGAUUUCCCGGGUCGGGUCAAUGUGGCCAUCGUGGGGGAAAUCAUCGCAGAAGAUUUCCGAUACACCUAAACACAAAUUCCAAUCCUCCAAUUUCCGAUGUUCGUCGUUUAAAGACAUCGAAAAUCUCUGCAAUUUCGACCUCGAUUUCCCCAUUUCUUCUUCUCCCAAUACUACGAACACCACCCUCAAACGGCAACCUUCUGUUCCAACCCAACCUCGAACCUGCCGCGCCGUUUUCCACCGAGUCCGAACCGCCAACUCGCUCCUUCAACAAUGGGCCAGCAGAUCCAACCCACCAAAACCCGAGAAUACCCCCACAAGAGCAACGCCCGGCUCAUUAACAGAAACCAGCCCCAAAAUACCCUCCCCUGAUGCCCGAAUCGUGGUUUACUACACUAGUCUCCGGAUAGUCCGGCCCACAUUUCAGGCUUGCCGGGCGGUUAUGUCGAUACUACAAGGUUUCCAGGUGGUUAUAGAUGAGAGAGACUUAGCGAUGGAUUCGAGUUUCAUGUCGGAGCUCCGGGAACUUCUCGGAUUAAAACCCACCGAGCAGCUGGCCUUGCCGAGGGUUUUCAUUGGUGGGAGAUACGUAGGUGGGGCGGAUGAGGUUAAAUAUCUUCAUGAGAUCGGUGAACUCAAAAAGCUCGUUUCCGGAAUACCCCCAAAAAAGCCCGGUACGUGCCAUACGUGUGGUGGGUACAGGUUUAUCCUCUGCGCCGAGUGUAGCGGUAGCCAUAAAAUCUUCUCGGAAAAAAUUGGGUUUCGUACUUGUUCGGCGUGCAAUGAGAACGGUCUGAUUCGAUGUCUUGAUUGUUCUUCACCUCCUUUCCGCCGUCCGAUUUUAAUGGCUGCUGAUUGAUAGACAGGUCCAUCUUUCCUUUUUUAUUUUUUUAUUUUAUUUUUUUGGUUUUUAGAAUGGGUAAUGUUUAGGCCCAUUAGGGCCUUAAUUAGGUCCGAGAUAUAUUUGACAUUUUUCUUUUUGUUUGGAUUUGGUUGUGUUUUUGUUAUCCAUGUAGUGUAAAGAUGAUGAUGACAUAAAUGGAGAAAAAAAGGAAAAAAAUUGGACAUAUUUUUUUGACAAAAACUUUAUACGGAGUAUUAUAAUGUUUACCGAUUUUCGGCUAAAA
This is a messenger RNA of Spinacia oleracea (spinach), 1368 nucleotides long. RefSeq lists its product as uncharacterized. The transcript has a single exon. The record is from RefSeq and is a predicted model, not a curated record. Bases 261 to 1100 code for a protein of 279 amino acids. Lineage: Eukaryota; Viridiplantae; Streptophyta; Magnoliopsida; Caryophyllales; Amaranthaceae.